Molecule: messenger RNA, 501 nt
Organism: Vicia faba (fava bean)
Lineage: Eukaryota; Viridiplantae; Streptophyta; Magnoliopsida; Fabales; Fabaceae
Source: the annotation of a GenBank genome assembly
AUGCCGAGCUUCGCAACGAGGUUUAAAGCUGCAAUAAAAAAGAUGGAUAUGCAAGCAUCAAAAGAAUUCCUAGCCGAACUAAAGGUUCUGACACACGUUCAUCACUUGAAUUUGGUGCGGCUAAUUGGAUAUUGUGUUGAGGGCUCCUUAUUUUUGGUUUAUGAAUACAUUGAGAAUGGAAAUCUAAGUCAACAUUUGCGCGGCACAGGAAGGAUCCAUUAUCAUGGGCAGCUAGAAGAUGUUAAAUCAGCAAACAUUUUGAUAGACAAAAACUUCCGCGGAAAGGUUGCGGAUUUUGGUUUGACAAAAUUGACUGAAUAUGGUAGCUCCUCGUUACAAACACGCCUUGUCGGGACGUUUGGAUAUAUGCCUCCUGAAUCAUAUAUUUCACCAUCUGAUUCAUGUUUUGAACCAAAUGAACGAGUGAAAGAUGAUAGUAGUUGUGGUGGUUUUGGUUCCCUGGAUGCUAGCAAUGGUUCAUCAAUAUCUUCGUGGAUGUGA